AUGAACAAUCCAUCUCAGACUAUUUAUAUCAAGGGUACUAGAAGGGCUAGCAUGCCUUGUAUUAUUAAUGAUUUUACAAUAAUAAAUCCUCAUGAAACAGAUCAUCAUAAAUCUAUGCUUGACCUGGUGGAUGAUGACAGAAACCAUGACAAUAAUUACGUGGAAAGUGCCAACUUUUCAUAUCCCUCCGCGGUGUGUACCGAUAUUAUAGACCCGAACAUUCGAAUCUGUGUCAACGGAGUAACAGUAGACAGUUCGACAGAUUAUUCUACCAGUAACCAUAGUGAUCAGAGCGUUAAUGAUAUUAAAUAUAUAAAUAAAUCUAUUUCUCGAAUUCAAAAUGAUGAAGCGAAAGUUCGGAGAAGAAGUUGGUGUCCCAAUACGACUAGUUUAGAAGAAGAAGACGAAGAUUCCAAGGAUCAUUCCACGAGAGUUCGUAUGCUCGCUCUGACAGGAAAAAGAUUAAAAAACAACAUUACAACAGAAUUGAUUACAGUUGAAUUAUUAUCUAUAUGUAGUUGUAGAAACAAGUAUGAGCCUGAACAGUCUCAUGGUGACGAUGGUUCAGAUGAAGAAGAUUAUCAAGACGCACGAGAACAAGCCACACCAAGUUUAUCACGUAUAAAACUUGGUGAAAUGAACAAACCAGUAGAUUUUUCGACUACUGCAGAUUAUCCAGGGUCCGGUCCAACAGUUGAAGAUAUGCCAGAUGCCAGUUCGUAUUUUGCCCGUUUAUUGACAGAAGGAGCAGUUUCGGGACCCAUGAAAUCGGAGGAACAACCUUCAGAUCCAGUUUAUAAACGUUCUAAUUCAGAGGUGGAGGAGACGGCAACUAAAGAAGUAACAUUUCGAACGUAUUCAGUGGAAGCCAGUAAAUCUCGUAAUUCUUACGAUGAAGCUGAUAGCAGCUGUUUGAACAUCCCACAUUCCAGUAUGACAAAAUCUAUUUCAACUCCAUCAAUACCAGCAGCAGGACAGAAAACAACAGAAGAUAGAAAGAGCAGUUUGAGACGAGAAGCAAAUCGUGAAGGAAAGCAUGCGUUAUUUCGCCGUCAACGUGAAGUAGAAGAAUUUGAUGAAGAUUCAGUAACGUCCAAUAAAAAGGCUUCAAUUUCUUUACAAGAUUUUCUUAAUGAAGAGUUGAAACGCUCUCCCUCUCCAGACAGCGAUGAUAAAAAUAAACAAACGAAGAAAGAGGAGGGAAAGAAACGGAAAACAAGCGUUUUCUCUCGGAUUAGCUACAGAAAUAAAAAGAAAGAAAAGGAGAACAAAGUCAAAAAUACAUCAACUCAUCAGUUUGUCUCAAUCUGCUACAGUAACAACACCGCCUGUCAUGUCUGUCAUAAAACCAUGGCCAAUAAACCAGCCUUAAAAUGUGAAAAUUGUUUGAUCAACGUCCAUGAGAACAACUGCCAAGACCAGAUUAUGCCGUGUGAUAAAAACAGAAUGGUCAAGUUUAAACUUUCAGAACAAGUCUGCUAA
Molecule: messenger RNA, 1482 nt
Organism: Lottia gigantea (owl limpet)
Lineage: Eukaryota; Metazoa; Mollusca; Gastropoda; Lottiidae
Exons: 12
Coding region: 1-1482 (493 amino acids)
Biological process (GO): regulation of Rho protein signal transduction
Source: RefSeq, a predicted model, not a curated record